ACGAAAGCCACGGGAGUUAAUCAGACGACAGCAUGCAGCGCUCAAUCUUCCAAUUCUACCAUCCAGUGCUCUUUAUCUGUGCGUCUGCGUCUUGUGCCCGACUCCGGAAGAUAAGCAUGCUGAUAAGAAAGUGCGCAUCUUGUUUCAGACGCAAUACUAAGGUGCGCGCUCGUGUUUGAGAUUUCAGUUGCCGAUUUGUCGUUACGUGUCAGGUUUUCCCGAGUUUUCCUUUGUCUACACGCGUAAUAGUGACAUUUUGUGCUUGUGUCACCAGAGCGGCCCCGCUUCCUCACCUCAAAAUGGUCAAACAAGAUACCUUAUACGGGGAAGACCUGCCGGAUCCUCGUCCCAUGCGGCAUCUUUUGCCUCCGGCCUUGCUACUCAGCCACCUUCUCGACCCUUACCUGGGGUGCCCUGAACUCUGCCCUGACUACCGCCAGGACAUCCCUCCCAGGCUACUUCCCAUUGAAGAGGAACAGCCUCAGGACCUGUCCCUCAGAGUCACGAACGCUGUGCGCCGUCCACCAGAAAGUGCGAAGAGUUCGAAUCAGCUGCUGGCAGCGUCGGACGUGUGGCACGCCGAGAACGGUUCUCGGGAGGACAAGGUUGCCCUGGCGUGCAUGCGCAGCUUGGGCCUAACGGACGAGGAGCUCCAGCGACUGCCCGUCCGCGUUCUCAACGGUAUGGUAGGCGCUUUGGGACUGGGCACCAGUGCCCUGUGGGGGCUCAGGCGGAGGAGGAGGAGCCUGAAGAACAGGGGCUACGCAGCUGCCUCUCGAGAUCGCCGCCAGUUGCAAAUAUUUGCCCUGGAGAAGCGUAAGAUGACACUGGCGUCUAGCAACACUGAGCUCCGCCGCAAGGUUGAUUCGUUAGCGCUGGAAGUGGAGGAACUGAGCAAGAAACACCGGGAUCUGCUCAAGUGGGCAGAAGAUCGCGAGAUGAAGCUUCCAGAAGAACUGCGUUAAUGUAGUUAUAGUGGUUCCGAGCUCGCUGGUGGUUGUUGAGUUUAUUAAUGGACAUGUGUUCAUAUAUUUGUUUCACUUUACGUUAUCGUUUGAUGGAGCAUCUUGGCACGUGCCCUGCUUUUUUGUUUGAUUGUCUGCCGAGAGCUCAGUGAUUGUACGUCUAAUGUUCUUUCAUUCUCGAAACAAAGUUUUGCUUACAUGAUGA
Ornithodoros turicata is the source of this 1170-nucleotide messenger RNA. RefSeq names its product transcription factor MafB-like. Gene Ontology annotation, cellular component: nucleus. Gene Ontology annotation, biological process: regulation of transcription by RNA polymerase II. Gene Ontology annotation, molecular function: DNA-binding transcription factor activity, RNA polymerase II-specific; RNA polymerase II cis-regulatory region sequence-specific DNA binding. Lineage: Eukaryota; Metazoa; Arthropoda; Arachnida; Ixodida; Argasidae. The coding region runs from base 300 to 965 and encodes 221 amino acids. The record is from RefSeq and is a predicted model, not a curated record. The transcript has 2 exons.